AUGCCACAAGAAUUACUGAGGUUUCCGACGAGUUACUUGACGGUAGGGAUCUAUCGAUUGGGCACGGAUCCGAAGAUCAACCGAGCGAUCGUGCAAGAGUUCUCGACGAUUGUGAAGAGAUUGGUGAUGCUCUCGAUAGUCUACUGUGCUCUCUCCUAUCCGGUGACGAAGGUCUGGGUGAAGUAUUUCCUACUGAGCAAGCGAGCCAAGCCGGCGGAUCAGGACGAAGUAGCAGAGACGGUGGGCAUGAUCGGAGCCAUGUUCUCCCUCGUCAACUUCACCACCAUCAGUCUCGUCCUCAGCCAACUCAGCUCGAUCAUCGAAUUCUUCCUCCUCAGGAAACUCAAGAAAACCAGAGCUAAGGUCUACCAAUUCACCAUCGAGAGUCGGGCCAAGUCCGAGCAGUUCUGGAUCCCCUACGUCGAGGAAUGGGAUCAUCCUCCUCUCGAGAAGGCUCAGCGAAGGAUCUCCAAGUGGAAGUGGUACAAGACUAUCACCGGACCGAUCUUUAGAUUGCUUGUCCUCAAAGUCAUCUUAUUACCACUCAACUUCGUCCCGUUUCUGAACACGAUCGUCGGCUCAUUUCUGGUCUCCUUGACGCUAUCGGAAAGACUAUUGGAGCCCUACUUCAAGACGAAGAAGAUGAGUGAGCUGGAGCAGGCUCUGUUCAUGGUAGAGCGAGAGAACUCGUUGCGAUGGCUCGGGUUCUUCGCCGCCGUCCUCGAACGGAUCCCGAUCCUUGGGAUCCUCUUCUCCUUCUCAAAUCGGAUCGCCUUCGCUAUGUUCGCUCAUGACCUCGAGAAACAUCAACAUGCCGUCAAACAGGGCCUUAUCCCCAAACAACCUGACCCCUAUCGCUCCAAGACUGCCGCUAUCGAAUUGGAUUUACCGUCUGAUGCAAUCGGAAAUUUCCCCAAGAAGAAACUAUAA
Messenger RNA from Puccinia graminis f. sp. tritici CRL 75-36-700-3, 930 nucleotides. RefSeq lists its product as uncharacterized. The coding region runs from base 1 to 930 and encodes 309 amino acids. The transcript has 2 exons. The record is from RefSeq and is a predicted model, not a curated record. Lineage: Eukaryota; Fungi; Basidiomycota; Pucciniomycetes; Pucciniales; Pucciniaceae.